AUGAGUUGGAAGGGGAAUAACCAAAAACUUCAUACAAAAUUUGAAGAUGAUGUACCUAAAAAUGAAGUAUUGAAUACACCUGAAUAUAAUGAUGAAGUAACGUCAACAGAAGUUAAUAAAUCUAAAAAGAGAAAAAGAAAGAAGAAGACAUCUAAUGAUCUUGAAGCUAAAGAUCAAGAAAAUCAAACCAAUAUUUCAAAAGAUGUUAAUAUUGAAAUUUCAAAUGGUAAUGAUCUUACAGUGGAAAGUCCUAAUUCAAAACAAGUCAAAUCAAUAGAUCAAGAAGAUCGUAAAAUACAUAAAUUACCUAAAGUAAACAACAAAAAACCUAAAAUAAGUACCAAAUUGAAAACCAAUGGCAAUGGGAAACCUAAAACUGUGAAUUUUUUCAGUGAUGAUGAAGAAGAACAAAGAGAUGGAAGAGGUAUUGAAUUAUCAAAAGAAUCAAGAAUUUUAAAAUCAAAACAAUUAUUAAAAAUACGAGAAACUCUACCAAUUUAUAAAUCAAAAGAUGAAAUAAUAUCCAAAUUACAAAAAGAAAGAGUCACUAUACUUAUUGGUGAAACAGGUUCAGGUAAAUCUACACAAAUUCCACAAUUUUUAUUACCUUUAAAUAAAAAAAGUAUAGCUGUUACACAACCUCGUCGUGUUGCAGCAAUAAAUUUAGCUACAAGAGUUGCUGAGGAAGCUGGAUCCGCAUUGGGUGAUAAAGUUGGUUAUUCUGUUAGAUUUGAUAAUAAAACCACUCAUCAUACAAAAUUAAAAUAUUUAACAGAUGGUAUGUUAUUAAGAGAAUUAAUGGUUCAAUCUUCAUUACCUGAAUAUUCUACAAUAAUUAUUGAUGAAGCACAUGAAAGAACAGUGUUAACUGAUUUAUUAAUGGGGUUCCUAAAGGAAUUAUUAACCAAGAGAAAUGAUUUAAAAUUAAUCAUUAUGUCUGCUACAUUAGAUGCUGAAAAAUUUUCAAAAUUUUAUAAUGAUGCACAAAUUUUAUAUGUCGAAGGUAAAAUGUAUAAUGUUGAUCGUCUUUAUUUAGGUGAACCAGUGGAAGAUAUUGUUGAUGCUUCAAUCAAAUCUAUUGUUCAAGUUAAUAAUGGUGAAUUAGAAGGUGAUAUCUUAGUUUUCUUACCAGGUCAAGAAGAAAUUGAUAAAUGUGUUGGAUUAUUAGAAAGAAUUGCACCAGGAUUACCAAGAGAAGCUCCAUUAAUUGUUCCAUUACCUCUUUAUGCAGCAUUGCCACCUGUGGAACAAGCUAAAGUGUUUUUACCAUUGAAAGCAAGAAGAAGAAAAGUUAUUUUAGCUACAAAUAUUGCAGAAACUUCUAUUACAGUUCCAGGGGUUAGAUAUGUUAUUGAUUCUGGGUUACGUAAAGUUAAAGUUUGGAGACAUCAAUUAGGAUUAUCAACUUUGCUAACAGCACCAGUUUCUAAAGCAUCUUCCACUCAAAGAGCUGGUAGAGCUGGUCGUGAAAGAGAAGGUAAAGCUUUUAGAUUAUAUACCGAAGAUGAUUAUGGUAAAUUACCAAAUCAAACAGAACCAGAAAUUUCAAGAUCAAAUGUUACAUCACCUGUAUUAAUGUUAAAAAGAGCAGGUAUUGAUGAUAUUUUAAAUUGGUCAUGGUUAGAACACCCUGGGCAAGAAUCAUUAUUAUCAUCAUUAACACAAUUAUAUCAAAUUAAAGCACUUGAUGACCAAGGGAAAAUUACAAAAUUAGGUUUACAAAUGGCUAUAUUACCAUUAGAACCACAAUUAUCAGCAAUUUUAUUGAAUGCAUAUGAAACUGGUUGUUUAACACAAGUUGUUGAUAUUGUAUCAUGUUUAUCAGUUGAUAAUUUAGUUAUGAAUCCACAAUCCGAAUCAAGAGAUGAAGUUAAUGAAAAAAGAUUAAGUUUAUGUAUCCUAGGUUCAAAAUAUGGUGAUUUAUUAAUGUUGAAAGAAUUAUUAGAUUUUUAUAUUCAAUUUGAUAAUUCAAGAGAAAGACAACAAUGGUGUAAAGAAUUAUCAUUAUCAUUCCGUGGAUUUAAAAAUGUUUUGAGAGUACGAAAUCAAAUUAGACAAUAUAUGAUUAUGUUAACAAAAGAUCAACAUUUAUUUGAUGAAGAUGAAGAAAUUGGUAAUAAACCAAUGGAUAUUUCAUCAGUACUCAAGGCUUUUUUAAUUGGGUUUGUAUCAAAUACAGCUAUUGGUAUGCCUGAUAGAUCAUAUAGAACUACAGCAUCAGGUCAAUUAAUUUCAGUUCAUCCAUCAUCAAUGAUUUUUGGUAAAAAGGCAGAUGCAAUCAUGUAUACUGAUUAUGUGUAUACUACAAAAGGCUAUGCUAGAAACGUGAGUGUGAUUGAUUUGUCGAUGUUACAAGAGGCUGGAUCACAUCUUUUGGCAUCAAAGACCAAGGUAUAG
Messenger RNA from Hansenula ciferrii, 2397 nucleotides. It is a transcript of the gene DHR2, whose product is annotated as RNA helicase. The coding region runs from base 1 to 2397 and encodes 798 amino acids. Gene Ontology annotation, molecular function: RNA binding; ATP binding. The record is from RefSeq and is a predicted model, not a curated record. Lineage: Eukaryota; Fungi; Ascomycota; Saccharomycetes; Phaffomycetales; Wickerhamomycetaceae. The transcript has a single exon. Gene Ontology annotation, cellular component: intracellular anatomical structure; catalytic step 2 spliceosome.